Messenger RNA from Misgurnus anguillicaudatus (oriental weatherfish), 1925 nucleotides. The record is from RefSeq and is a predicted model, not a curated record. NCBI's taxonomy places the organism in Eukaryota, Metazoa, Chordata, Actinopteri, Cypriniformes, Cobitidae.
GGGACGGAGUGAAAAAGAGGCAAGCAAACAGUUUACAUCAUUAUUCCAGAAAGAUCCACAGCUGGCUGGUCUGACAGAGGCUGUUGGUGUAUUUAAGUGCGCAGGGAAAACAGGCAGCAAGAUUUUAGAGACGGGACAGUGCUGUAGGAGACCCAGAGACGAAAUGGACAUCGCCAUCCAGCAUCCCUGGUUCCGCCGCUCUUUCUGGCCCUCCUUCUUUCCAAGUCGGAUCUUUGACCAGCACUUUGGGGAACACAUCUCUGAGAGUGACAUGAUUCCCUCACUGUACUACCAUCGGCCUUCUUCUUUUCUGCGCUGGCCAAGCUGGAUGGAGAGCGGACUGUCUGAGAUGAAAAUGGAAAAGGACCGCUUCUUGAUAAAUCUGGAUGUCAAACAUUUCACACCAGAGGAACUGUCAGUGAAAAUCAAUGGCGAUUUCAUUGAAAUUCGUGCGAAACAUGAGGAUCGUCAGGACGAUCAUGGUUUUGUCUCACGGGAGUUUCUAAGAAAAUACCGUUUUCCUGCUGGUGUGGAUCCAACCUCUGUCACUUCCUCUUUGUCUUCCGAUGGUGUUCUGACCGUGAUGGCACCACGCAAGCAGUCGGAUGCCCCCGAGCGCACCAUUCCCAUCACCCAUGAUGACAAGAAGAAGUAAAGCUGGCAGACUUCCAGUGUUGCAACUUGAAUUUUUUUAGUGUUGCAAUGUUCUUUGUCUUUUCCACUCACUGUGCUUCUACUCAAUCUAUCCUCCAAUGCUCAAUAUGAUCAGGCUACAGGGGAAUGAAUUACCGGAAGGCCAAAUGAUUAAGUCUUUGCUAUACUUUAGGCUGGUUAUUGGGUUGAAACUACACCAGUUUGGCAGCGGUGACAACUUAAACGACUGUUAACCAUUUUUAUGGAAAUAAAUGGUUACAAUAAAGUAUUGUCUCUGCUGUUUAUGCUGCAGUAGGAUGUGACCCUGCCACCAAACAAAGGAGUCCUUUGAUAUUUUGCAGCCAGUCUAUGCUGUUGGUCGCAUGACAUGCAAAUAAGUCUUAAGUGUGGGAUGAUUUUCCUUAGAAUCUAUUAGGAACAAAGAUCUUUAAAAGGUCAAUAACAAGUAUUUUAUGAAUUAGAUAGCAAUGAGUUGAUGAGUUAUGUGUGUUAUUUGCCACAUACACAGCAUCGUCUUAUAUCCGAAAGAGCUCAGUUGAAAAUGGUUGGGUGUUUUUUCUUAUAUUGUUUUUCAUAUCCAGAUAUUAUAGGGGAAUUAGCAAGUUAUUCUUUCAUUUAAGGGGGGUCAUUUUGGGACCAAAGGAGCGAGAUAAGUGAAUAAGUCUUUCUUUUGAUGGUAUGCAGAUGUGUUUUGUUCUGACCUGUUGGCAAUGAGAGAUUAUGAUCGGUUGUUUGAUUCCAAUUUGAUGUUACACAUAGCAUAUUUAUCCAGACAUAGAGCACCAAGGGUUAAUAACACCUCACCAUUGCUUAAUGCAGAGUUAAAGAAGUAAAAAGGCAUUUGAAUGUUAUUAUUCAGAAUGAAGAACUAUAAUGAAGCUUUAUUUGUUUGCUCAUUUUGUACGUUUACGUAUGUGUGUUUGUGUGAAUAAGCGCCAACAUUUUCACAUUGUUUACAAUCAAUGAGACUAUUCAGUUUCUCAUUAAUGGCUGACUUAUUCAAAUACAGUAAAGCUGCUAAUACCAAACUGUAUCAGUCGUUUUGUGAUAAACUGGAAAAUAUCUUUAUUUCCUCUUAUCUCCUAACUAAAGCAAAGGCCUGCUACAAAAAACUGCUGCAUUUUAACAACUAUAGGAGGAUUAAGUGAGAUGGAGCAUAUGAGCAUUUGAAAAAACUUUCCACUGCUUUCUUAUUAAUCACCGCUCCAAGCAUUUCAUUAACUUUUUAAUCUCAUGAAAUAAUUAUUAAUAAAAUCUUUAGUCAUUUAAAA